UUUGAAUACCUAUUUAACAUGUGUAAUUUAAUUUUUAAAAAAGCUAUAAGAAUGUCGAGACCAGCUACAAGAGGAUCGCGACGCGUAGCUGCCAAUCAGGAGGAUCAAGUAUCAUCAUCUGGCUCAAGUGGGAGGCGUACAACUCAGAAAUGUAUGCAGUAUUUCAUCACCGCCUCAUUGCCGGAGAAUUUUCCCGCGACAGAGAACCCCCGUAAAACUUUCAGGAGGAAAUUGGAGAAGCAAUUGAGGAUCUCAAUACAGGGCGAACAACAAGAUCAGCAGCUGGAAAUUGUCACGUUUUGUGUUGGUAUGGAGCCUUACGAAACUACCGAUUUAGAUGGAGGUGAUUCGGACGAAGAAUACAUCUCCAAUUACAGCGCUAAUGGUGAGCUGUUAUUUUUAAAUCAGUCGUCCAAUUCUUCUUUGGAGAAUCGACUCGCCAAAUUUCACAUCCAUUCUUAUACGCAAUUCAAUGUUAAAGUUGAUUUCGAAAUAAUGAGGCAGGUCGUUUUAAGUAUGGAUGAUGGAAAUUGGGCUGCUGGUUUGGACAUUCAAUCUGUAAAAAAUAAGAGCAAAGUCAUAAAAUAUAUUACUAAGCUGGAUACGAAACCCUAUAGUAAUAUGUCCACAUCAACCUUUUCUUUUCAAUACCAAAUAUACAUGUGGGCGUAUAAUAAUUAUAAAAAUCCUUAUAAUCCGCUCGAUCCCUUUGUCGUAAAAAAUCAAAGGAGCGCUAAUUUUUUACAGUCAUAUUUAGCCGCAUUCUCGCGAAAAAUGGAGUCUGCCGUUGUGCCCUCUCUCCAGCCUUUAACUUUAACAUAUAAUUGUCCUUGGACAAUAGAGGUUACUAAUUGGUUCAACGAAAAGCUGAGGACCUUUCGUCAUAAGGAUCCUCAGCUAUAUCUGUGGGGUGACAGUAACGUUGGCAAAUCGUAUUUUGUUGAAAAAAUAUUGGUGGGAAGUGAAAAAAGUCAAAGAAUAUAUUAUCCUGAGAGAUCGAAAUGGGCUUUUUCCACGUUGGACGUGUCAUUUCACGAACUUAUUUUAUUCGAGGAAGCUGAUUUUUCGAAUAUUAGCCACGGAAACUUGAAAAGGCUAUUAGAAGGAUCUUCGUUUUCUGCCGAAGUAAAAUAUGGAAAUCAGAAAGAUUUUGCUUGGGAAAAACCCAUAAUUUUCGUCUCGAACUAUCCGCCCCAGCAUUAUUCCGUAGAUCAGGCUCUUCUCAAUCGCCUGAAGGUCGUUCAUGCGACAGAGCCGUACUUCAUAAAUUAUAGUCGGUGUUAUUCCGUGAAUAUUUCCGAGGAGCCUCGACAGUCACCUCCUGUCCCCGAUUCGUCUAUAGUGAAUAAUGUAAAUAAUGGCGCAAAUCUAGUUCCUGAUGAAUUUACUUCGGCAGUACGAAACUCUCAGGAUACUUCAUUUUCCACCAAUGUUAACGUACAAUUUACUAGGCUGAGACCUAACAUUAGGCGUCAGGAGAAUAGUUGAAAAGGAAAGGUUGAAGUGAAAUAUCUAUCUCGUGUAUCAAU
Coccinella septempunctata (seven-spotted ladybird) is the source of this 1529-nucleotide messenger RNA. RefSeq lists its product as uncharacterized. Bases 19 to 1488 code for a protein of 489 amino acids. The record is from RefSeq and is a predicted model, not a curated record. Lineage: Eukaryota; Metazoa; Arthropoda; Insecta; Coleoptera; Coccinellidae. The transcript is spliced from 2 exons.